Messenger RNA from Pygocentrus nattereri (red-bellied piranha), 2742 nucleotides. RefSeq names its product mitogen-activated protein kinase kinase 1 (gene map2k1). Lineage: Eukaryota; Metazoa; Chordata; Actinopteri; Characiformes; Serrasalmidae. The transcript has 11 exons. Bases 275 to 1462 code for a protein of 395 amino acids. The record is from RefSeq and is a predicted model, not a curated record. Gene Ontology annotation, molecular function: protein kinase activity; ATP binding. Gene Ontology annotation, biological process: protein phosphorylation.
ACGAGCCCAUCUCCGCGGUCCUAUCCACCCAUAGUGGUGCGGUAUUCGCGGCUGUUAUCUGGACAGCGGCGUGAAACGCCACCGAAGUAGUCAGGGACGCUUCUAUAGCUCAUUCAGCCUCGGCGUUUUCGCGUGUGUUUCUCUAAGAGAGACACUGGGUGGGUGUGAUAAGCUGCAUAACCUAUGCAUCAGAUCUCUGCUGCUCCUGCGGACUUCUGGGUUUCUCGGCUUGAUUUAUUUCAGAUUACUGUAAAGCUUGUCACCAAGAGCCGUGAUGCAGAAACGGAGGAAGCCAGAGCCGAUCCAGCUCAAUCCGAUCCCUGAUGGAAACGCCGUUAACGGAACCGGUGCCUCGGAAACAAACCUGGAAGCCCUGCAGAAGAAGCUAGAGGAGCUGGAACUGGAUGAGCAGCAGAAGAAGCGUCUGGAGGCCUUCCUCACGCAAAAGCAGAAAGUAGGGGAGUUGAAGGAUGAUGACUUUGAGAAGAUUUGUGAGCUGGGUGCCGGAAAUGGCGGAGUGGUCUUUAAGGUUUCUCACCGACCCUCUGGACUCAUCAUGGCAAGGAAGCUCAUUCACUUGGAGAUAAAGCCGGCCAUCAGGAACCAAAUCAUCCGGGAACUGCAGGUUCUGCAUGAAUGUAAUUCACCUUACAUUGUGGGCUUCUACGGGGCCUUCUACAGCGACGGAGAGAUCAGCAUCUGUAUGGAGCACAUGGAUGGUGGCUCCUUGGACCAGUCGCUGAAGAAAGCCGGCAAGAUUCCAGAGCAAAUAUUGGGCAAAGUUAGCAUUGCGGUGAUUAAAGGGCUGUCCUACCUUAGAGAGAAACACAAGAUCAUGCACAGAGAUGUGAAGCCAUCCAACAUUCUGGUGAACUCACGGGGUGAGAUUAAGCUGUGUGACUUCGGCGUGAGUGGGCAGCUUAUCGACUCCAUGGCCAACUCAUUUGUGGGCACCAGAUCCUAUAUGUCUCCGGAGCGUCUCCAGGGCACUCACUACUCAGUGCAGUCUGACAUCUGGAGCAUGGGUCUGUCCCUGGUGGAGAUGGCCAUUGGGCGCUUCCCCAUCCCACCUCCUGAUGCUAAAGAGCUAGAGCAGAUCUUUGGCCUCCCCAUGGAAGGAGACCCCUCAUCCAGCGACUCCUCUCCCAAACCCAGGCCUCCAGGCCGCCCCGGCAGCUCAUACGGACCUGACAGUAGACCUCCGAUGGCCAUCUUUGAGCUGCUUGACUACAUUGUCAAUGAGCCACCACCCAAGCUGCCAAGCAUCUUUGGCACCGAAUUCCAAGAUUUUGUUAACAAAUGCUUAAUCAAAAAUCCAGCAGAGAGGGCAGAUCUCAAGCAACUGAUGGUUCAUCCAUUCAUAAAGAAGUCAGAAGCAGAAGAAGUGGACUUUGCUGGGUGGUUGUGCACCACCAUUGGCUUAAAUCAGCCAGUGACCCCCACACACAGUGUGGGGAUGUAAGAGGGUCUCUCUUUCUCUAAGCUAAUCACACACACACUCACACACACACACUCCCGUGUUUCUAUGUGGGCUCGUUUAAAAGCAGUUUGCCAAUCAGUUUAGUAGCCAAUCACUGCCUCUUUAAAGCCCUCACCUGUACUGAGAUGGUUUAUGAAGCGCGCUGCUGUGAUAAUCGAGGCCUCAGUUCAGUAGCAGAGCUUUUUUGAACCUUUCAUGCAAAGUCAGUGAUCAAACAGACUUGCGAUACAUAAAUAUUAACCUGGUCUGAACUAUUUCUCUGCUGAAUGUGGCCUGGAUUGCACAAAUUAUGUUACGCCCAAAUAAAGAUGUCAUUUCAAGUUGGACAGCUGUAUUAACGGUUAGGCUUCAUCAGAAAAAAGCUGAAGCUGGUCAAAAUGAACAGGUGCUCCUUUAUAUGUUGUAUUUCUUGGUGCCACUAGAAAACACUCGAACUAGGAAAAGACGAGAAUGCUGCUGAAUGCAGCAUAAACUAGGCCCUUUCUUACAGGAUAAACAGUUAGUAGAUCCCAGCUAAACUGUUUUGUCCCAGGGCCUGAGAAUUCCUCGCUGCUCUCCUGGGAACGGAAAAGCCAUCAACUGCAUGCCGAUACUGCAGAAACUCGCUACGAGUAAGACGUCAAAGAGAACAACCAAGGCCAUUUUUACACAGGCUGAAACGCUCAGCAAGUUUGCUUUCUUUCCUUUUUGUUUCUUGCUUUAUUCAACUGGUGUAGUUAAGCUUGGUGUAGGAAAGUAAUCGUCUGUCCGAAUGAGUCAGUGUAAAAUAGAAAUAAGUUUCAUCCAAAUGGCGAAAGUGUGCUUUUUCUUGCUGUUAGCUACUUUAUGCAUUACUGCCUGUUUAAAUGUACUGUUGUGGCCAACUUUACUGAAAAAAAAGCUUUUUUAUAUUUAAAUUUUUAAGUGUGCUCUACAUUGCUGAAAUUCUAAGUACUGUUUGAAAUUUGAAGUGUUAAAACCAUUUUAAUAAAACUAAACAGCAAAUGCAUUUGUGUAAAAAAGAGAAGUGUAUGGAUGCCCUUCAGUUGUCAUGAGUAUUUGUUUCCUAGACUUUUACAUUUCUAUGCUUUUGACUGCAAAGCACAUGUCCAAAAGCAGUCCUGACUAAUUACAAAAGAAAUGUUACUUUAUUUGAACUUUUCUUGACUUUCUUUGCUUUUCCUUUUAGUUCAGGUGUAAAGUUUGUGCAGACCUAUAAUUUGUCAGUUGAGAACUCAUGCAACAAUUGUUCUAAAUUAUAAUAAACAUGAUUUAACUGAAAA